UCACUCUCCCUACUCUUUUAACCUUUUGAUUUUAAAAAAAAUCCUCUCUUCCUCGUCAUCCAAUCAGCCGAACCCAAAGAAUCCUAAGCCGGCGAUCAUUCAACCCUCGUUCCGGCGCUCACCACCGUCACCCGCCGUCUCACGCUCCGUACGUGUAGGUCAAGCGACAAGAAGAAGAGGUCAAAUUAGAGUUGGUUUUACUUAUUUAAGUUUCUAGAGAGUAAGAAAACCUAAAUCGAAAUUUCUUAAAGGGAAAUAAAGGUGAGGAGUUUUAGGGUUCUAGACUGAGGAAGAAUCUUUGAGAGAUUUGCGUAGAGAGAGAAAGAGUAGAAGCUAUUCUCCUUUUUCCGAAAGGUAGAGAAAGAGAGGGAGAAAUAAAGAGCGGUUUCCUUCUCUUUCUCGGAUUUUUGUCGGGAUAAUCGGAUUGAAUCUGUGAGGAUCUAAGUUAGGGGUUUCAUAAUUCAAGUUAAUUGGAGGAGGUGUUGUGGGAAUUGAAGUUAUGGUGUUGAUCAGGAAUGCAAAUCAGUGAGAAUUCAAGCUCCGAUCUAGGGAAUAAAGGUUUCGAGUUAUUGAGUGAUGGAUGUGGAUUCGUCAAUGGCGUCGUCGUUGGAGGUUGAUCAUAAUAGCAGCGAUAACCUUGAUACUAAUGGACCUGCAUCGGAGGAGCAGCUAGAUGAGUCUCCGGCUGCGGCCGGGGAGGAGUCUCCGGCUUCCUCAGCUCAGCCGCUGCAGUCUCAAGUUCAGCCAACAAGUGGUAGUCCGGUGGGUGGGCCUAGACAUGCGCCUAAUUAUUCUGUUGUGAAUGCUAUUUUAGAGAAGAAGGAAGAUGGUCCAGGUCCGAGAUGUGGACACACCUUGACUGCUGUCGCUGCAGUUGGGGAAGAAGGAACACCUAACUAUAUGGGACCGAGGCUUAUACUCUUUGGUGGUGCAACAGCUCUCGAAGGCAACUCCGCCAACGCUGGGACUCCAACCUCUGCAGGAGGUGCCGGAAUCCGUCUAUCAGGCGCAACUGCUGAUGUGCACUGUUAUGAUGUAUUGACAAAUAAAUGGUCUAGAAUAACUCCCUUUGGAGAACCACCUACACCAAGGGCAGCUCAUGUGGCAACUGCUGUGGGUACAAUGGUGGUUAUUCAGGGUGGAAUUGGUCCAGCUGGUCUGUCUGCUGAGGAUCUCCAUGUUCUUGACCUAACUCAACAACGACCUCGGUGGCAUAGAGUGGUGGUUCAAGGCCCUGGCCCUGGCCCACGAUAUGGGCAUGUCAUGGCUCUGGUGGGGCAAAGAUAUCUUAUGGCAAUUGGUGGAAAUGAUGGAAAGCGGCCUCUUGCUGAUGUAUGGGCUUUAGACACAGCUGCAAAACCAUAUGAAUGGAGGAAAUUAGAACCAGAGGGAGAGGGUCCACCACCAUGCAUGUAUGCUACUGCAAGUGCACGUUCUGAUGGUCUUCUUUUGCUUUGUGGAGGCCGGGAUGCAAAUAGUGUGCCUCUGGCUAGUGCUUAUGGACUUGCAAAACACAGAGAUGGUAGAUGGGAAUGGGCAAUUGCUCCUGGGGUUUCACCAUCUCCUAGAUAUCAACAUGCAGCGGUCUUUGUUAAUGCUAGGCUCCAUGUAUCUGGAGGGGCACUUGGAGGUGGACGCAUGGUGGAGGACUCAUCAAGUGUGGCAGUUCUUGAUACUGCAGCAGGAGUGUGGUGUGAUACAAAAUCUGUGGUGACUUCUCCACGAACAGGCAGAUACAGUGCUGAUGCAGCUGGUGGAGAUGCUGCUGUUGAAUUGACAAGGCGUUGUAGGCAUGCAGCUGCUGCUGUAGGCGAUUUAAUUUUCAUCUAUGGUGGUCUACGUGGAGGGGUAUUGUUAGAUGAUCUGUUAGUUGCUGAAGAUCUGGCUGCUGCUGAAAUGACAUCUGCAGCAUCACAUGCAGCUGCUGCAGCUGCAUCAUCCAAUGCACAGUCAGGAAGGUUACCUGGAAGGUAUGGAUUUGUUGAUGACAGAUCCAGGCAGCCCGUUUCUGAAUCCGAUUCUGAUGGUUCAGUCGUUUUGGGGAGCCCCGUUGCUCCACCUGUCAAUGGUGACAUGUAUACAGAUAUCAGCACCGAGAAUGCUAUGCUCCCCGGAUCAAGGAGACUAAGCAAAGGAGUGGAAUACUUGGUUGAGGCAUCAGCAGCAGAAGCAGAAGCCAUUGCUAAAACCCUUGCUGCUGCAAAAGCUCGUCAGUCUAAUGGAGAAGUUGAACUUCCAGAUAGGGAUUGUGGAUCCGAGGCUACUCCAAGUGGGAAACAAAUGAUAAAACCAGAAUCUGAUGUUGGAAUCACUCCUCCCCCAACUGGAAUUCGAUUGCAUCACCGAGCUGUGGUGGUGGCGGCAGAGACUGGCGGAGCAUUAGGUGGAAUGGUGAGGCAGCUGUCAAUUGAUCAGUUUGAAAAUGAAGGGAGGAGGGUUAGCUAUGGGACCCCUGAAAAUGCAACCGCAGCUAGGAAGCUUCUAGAUCGCCAGAUGUCGAUUAACAGUGUCCCCAAAAAGGUGAUAGCUCACCUGUUGAAGCCUCGUGGGUGGAAGCCUCCUGUUCGCAGGCAAUUUUUUCUGGAUUGCAAUGAGAUAGCUGAUCUUUGUGAUAGCUCUGAGAGAAUAUUUUCAAGCGAACCCAGUGUUCUUCAACUAAGGGCUCCUAUCAAGAUUUUUGGUGAUUUACAUGGUCAGUUUGGUGACCUCAUGCGACUUUUUGAUGAAUAUGGAUCUCCAUCCACUGCUGGAGACAUUGCAUAUAUCGAUUAUCUCUUCUUAGGAGAUUAUGUUGAUCGAGGUCAACACAGCUUGGAAACCAUUAGUCUUCUGUUAGCUCUAAAGGUUGAGUAUCCACAAAACGUUCAUUUAAUUCGUGGGAAUCAUGAAGCUGCUGAUAUAAACGCACUUUUCGGCUUUCGAAUCGAGUGCAUUGAGCGAAUGGGUGAGAGAGAUGGAAUAUGGGUAUGGCACCGUAUAAACAGAUUAUUCAACUGGUUGCCACUAGCAGCUUUAAUUGAGAAAAAGAUCAUUUGUAUGCAUGGUGGUAUUGGGAGGUCAAUUAACCAUAUUGAACAAAUCGAAAACCUUCAACGACCCAUUACCAUGGAGGCUGGCUCAAUUGUACUUAUGGAUUUGUUGUGGUCUGACCCAACAGAAAAUGACAGUGUGGAAGGACUCCGACCAAAUGCCAGAGGUCCUGGAUUAGUUACUUUUGGGCCUGAUCGUGUGAUGGAGUUCUGCAACAAUAAUGAUCUCCAAUUAAUUGUACGUGCACAUGAAUGUGUAAUGGAUGGUUUUGAGCGUUUUGCACAAGGACACCUGAUUACCCUUUUCUCAGCCACUAAUUAUUGUGGGACCGCAAAUAAUGCAGGUGCGAUAUUAGUGUUGGGUAGAGAUCUUGUGGUGGUCCCGAAACUCAUUCAUCCACUUCCACCUGCCAUCUCAUCACCCGAAACUUCACCAGAACGCCACAUAGAAGACACAUGGAUGCAGGAGCUUAAUGCAAACAGACCACCAACACCAACCAGGGGGCGCCCCCAAGUUGCAAAUGAUCGUGGCUCUCUUGCAUGGAUUUAGCUGGCUUUCGCAUCAAAUAUCAUAUCAUGGGAAAAACUUAUUAUGGGCUCUCAUGCUUUACCACUCAAGAGAUUUUCAAGGGUCCCACACCACGUAGUUAGUGGAAACAUUCUGGAAAAAUAAUCAAGAUUUGUGUUGGAGAAAGAGAGCGAAGGCCCUUUGUACAUUGACAAACGGGUAUUUGGUUGGUGAUAGUUUUUUUUAUAUGAUUUUUGUUGUGGUUGGUUUAGGUGUAUGAUUGGCUUUGUUUUGGGUUUUUCUUUAUUAAAGAUGAGGAGGUUGUUGGUUGGUUAUAUAUGUUUGUGUAAUAUAUAGAGGAGGAGGUGGUGGUGUUGUG
Molecule: messenger RNA, 3916 nt
Organism: Lactuca saligna
Lineage: Eukaryota; Viridiplantae; Streptophyta; Magnoliopsida; Asterales; Asteraceae
Source: the annotation of a GenBank genome assembly